Molecule: messenger RNA, 500 nt
Organism: Wyeomyia smithii (pitcher-plant mosquito)
Lineage: Eukaryota; Metazoa; Arthropoda; Insecta; Diptera; Culicidae
Product: coiled-coil-helix-coiled-coil-helix domain-containing protein 7
Exons: 2
Coding region: 174-428 (84 amino acids)
Source: RefSeq, a predicted model, not a curated record
CUUCUUGUGACAGUGACAUUUACAGGAUUUAUAAAAAAAAGUAUUGUUUUGUUGUCUUGGUUUUCAAGCCGGGUUUCGACUUAAAAAUAAAAUUUAAAUAUAAAAAGUUUGUACUGUGAUUGUUGUGCUUGUGCUACUGAGCCUGCCCAGCCAGCUGCCAUUGGCAUACGAAAAUGCCCAAAAACCCCGAUGCCGAGAAAAACAAUCCAUGCCUGGCAGAGCAGGAUCUGGUGCACAAAUGUUUGAACAAAAACAACUACGACCACAGCCAGUGUGAGCUGUACUUCACAAACUACACCAACUGUAAGGACUUUUGGUAUAAAAUCCGCCGCGAAAGGCGAGCCAAGGGCCUCUAUCCCUACCUGCCGGAUGUCGAGGAUCGAGCUCGAAUCAAGGCGGAGCAUAUGAGAACGAAACCGACUGAUUAGUGUAGUGAUCGGGUGGUUCGGAGGUGUAGUGCUAAUUGAAUCUAUGUUAUAAUAAAGCAGUUUUUUUAUGAU